CACAGCUGCCUUUCAGAACCAGUGGUAAUUUCAAGAAACUUGUGGAGUAUUCUCUCGUAGCUGACUAUACAAAGAGAGCUUUUCCAUCCAGCCGAACUGCCAAAGAAGGAGCCAAAAUGAAAACAAUCUUCCACUCCUUCCUCUAUUGCUGUCUGCUGGCAACAGUAGCACACUGUGUGGAACUUGAGGUGAACCCUGAAUUGAAAAAAAGACUAAGCAUAUGGCUAGGGAGCAGACUGAGACGGGAUCUUGACAGUGUAACCGUAGAGAAGACAGCAGAGUCUGAGCACUUUGUCAGACCAGAAGAUAUCAGGGAGACCUUGCUGCCACAUUCCAGGACUGACAUCAACGUCCGAACCAAGCGGUCUAAAAACUCAGCCAACCAGUCAAGAAGACAAGGUUGUUCACUGGGCACCUGCACAUUACACGACCUGGCACACCGCCUGCACCAGCUCAAUAACCAGUUGAAGAUCGGCAGUGCUCCUGUCGACAAGAUCAGCCCUCAGGGAUACGGCCGGAGGCGCCGAUCUCUUCCAGUGCGCAGAGUCACACUGAGGUUGGAACAGGGCAGGCUGAGGCCCGUGUGGAGCACAAAUGAGUCACAAGUUCACAAGCUUGAGGCUCUCCUUAGACAGACAUGAGUAGGACUUUGAGAGAGGCGUCCGGGGAAAGAAAUGCGAGGAAGCAGCUCUUUUGAGCAAAUGACCUCUCUGCUCUGUUCAAAAAUUCCUUAAAAUGCCUCAAACUCUUGCCAAGUGUACAUUUGUUCCAGGCGUGAGGACUGAGUCGGAAGAGCAAGACUGGCUGCAGCUGGGUUUCUCUAAAAGCUGAGCCUUGCAGCUCAGCAGUGUAGAGCAUGCAAACAAUCACAGCUGGCUUAAAGACACUGGAUGGCACAGUGUGGAGCGAACUACAGGUGCUGCUCUCUGCUUGGCAGAGGGAAAAGAAGAGUGCAAAUUCCUGGCAAAGUGAACACAUCCUCUAAACUUAUGAGGGAACACUCUUCUAACAUUCUGGGACUUUUACACACUUAUUCCUCAAGGCAAAGACUUUGAUAAGUGCUAUCUUCUAAGGAUUACACCACCAUGUUCCAUCAAACUGUCAGUAACUAUAUGCACUUUUCCUUUUGGACUUAAAUUAUAAUGAAUCAUCAGGAAAAGAAAUCAUCACCAAAUGCCAAACAGAUAGGCUUCAGAGCUCUGAUGCUCACAGUUUGUAUCAAGUUUUGGACACUGUAUAAAGGGAGAUGCCUUAGAUUCUGUGAGAUAUGUGCCAAUCCACAGUGGAUUGAAAUAUACUUGAAAAUGUUAUUGUCUGUACAAAAACAUGUGCAAUCUUUUAUUUUUUUUUAAUCGCAAGUAUGUGUAUAUAUGAACUUCUUUAUUUAAAUAUUAUAUAGAGGUUACAUUAAAGUACUUAUGCAGAUAGAGUUAUUUUUGUACAGGAAGAAAUAUAUAUAAGGGCAUUGUAGCUAUUUGUCAUUAUUCUUUUGCAAACUGUGGUAAUUUGAUAUGUGUUUUAUAGUUAUAUUAUUAUAUAUUUGUAAAUGUGUUCUAUUUUAUUUGUGUCAAAGCAAUAACAUUGUCAUUUAAUAAAGAUUUUGCAUACAA
Molecule: messenger RNA, 1610 nt
Organism: Melanotaenia boesemani (Boeseman's rainbowfish)
Lineage: Eukaryota; Metazoa; Chordata; Actinopteri; Atheriniformes; Melanotaeniidae
Gene: adma
Product: adrenomedullin a
Exons: 4
Coding region: 117-641 (174 amino acids)
Biological process (GO): adrenomedullin receptor signaling pathway; regulation of systemic arterial blood pressure; positive regulation of heart rate
Cellular component (GO): extracellular region
Molecular function (GO): adrenomedullin receptor binding; hormone activity
Source: RefSeq, a predicted model, not a curated record